Vicia villosa (hairy vetch) is the source of this 1573-nucleotide messenger RNA. RefSeq names its product F-box/kelch-repeat protein At3g23880-like. The coding region runs from base 22 to 1275 and encodes 417 amino acids. Lineage: Eukaryota; Viridiplantae; Streptophyta; Magnoliopsida; Fabales; Fabaceae. The transcript has 2 exons. The record is from RefSeq and is a predicted model, not a curated record. Gene Ontology annotation, molecular function: protein binding.
UAAAAUUCACGUUAGACAAACAUGGCUCUAUCACCUAAGUUUUUCCCCAACGAUCUAGUUAGCGAGAUCUUAUCCGCUCUUCCCGUGAAAUCUAUUCUGCGAUUCAGAUGCGUUAGCAAGUAUUACGAUAAUCUCGUUUCCGAUCCCAAUUUUGUAAAACUUCAUCUCAAGAGAUCAGCAGCACGAAAUCCGCAAUUCAUACUACAGGCCGAUCACUACCUACAUAUCCCAGGUGAGUCCCCCUAUGGCAGUGACGAUGAAUAUGACGUUGAUGAAGCUUUCAUUCCCUAUUCUUUAUGCAGUUUAAUCGAUAAUCCCUCUUUUGCCCUUGAAAUUGAUCCUUAUUACUUGGUGAAAAACUUCAAUUACCGUUUAAUUGGUUCGUGCAAUGGAUUGAUAUGUUUAGAGGGUAACUCCAUCACCCCCGAGUAUUAUGAGUGUUGGUUUCGAUUAUGGAACCCAGCCACCAAGACAACGUCUCCAAAAUUCGGAUUCUUACGCUUAUUUCUCAAUACUCUCGCUGAUGAUGGCUAUUACCAAUUCAACUCCGGUUUUGAUGAUUCUACAGGAACUUAUAAGGUAGUGGCCUCACGUUAUAGUAAACGUGAACUAAAAAGUAAUGUCAGAAUUCUAACUUUUCGUGAUUCUGUUUGGAGAGAUAUUGGAAGUUUUCCUGUUGAUCCUUUGAAUUUGGACUUAAUUUCGGGAUCUGGUGUGUAUCUCAAAAGCACUAUUAACUGGUUUGCUAUUCAAAAUAAUCUUCGGUAUAAUUAUAAGGAUAUUACCGCUGAACAAUGUUUUAUCACUUCGCUUGAUUUGAGAACGGAGACUUGCAAUAAGUAUUUAUUGCCUCGUGAUUUCAAAGAGGUUCCUCCUUCAGAGCCAACUGUUAGGGUGUUAGGGGGUUAUCUUUGUUUUUCUUAUCAUAACGAGGAACCUUAUUUUGUUAUAUGGAAGAUGGAAAAAUUUGGAGCCGAAGAUUCUUGGGCUCAAUUCUUUAAAAUUAGUUAUCACAAUCUUCAAAUCGAUUAUGACUUUAGUGACAAGUAUCUAAAAUAUUAUUAUCAAUGGAAGCCGUUAUUCCUUUCUAAAGACGGUGAUUCAUUGAUAAUAACAAGCGGUAUAAAAUCUGAAGAGAUUAUUUAUAGUUGGAGAGAUAAUAGAGUGGAGCAAAUAGAAAUUGAUGCAAGUAGAACAGUUAAUGAUGAUACAACUAUGUACAAUGCCAGUUGCACAGACGAGGACUAUUUUGAAAGCUUAGUUUCAGUUUUAUGAAAAGAAUUAGAAGGACUGCCAACAACUAAGACAAUGUGGAAAUUAAAAAGCUUAGAAGAAGAGCAGCUAAGGCAGGGUCUGCCUAAGGAGGAUGGAUUCAAAGGAAUAUGAUUUGAAUUAGUUAGGAUUUUAAAAUUAAAUUACUACAUUGCAAUGUUUAUUACUUUUUUGUUUCUGUUUAAACCUUGGUGAGAAAAACGCAUAACUCUUAUUGACUUGUACCAUUUGAAGAAGGAAUCCUAUAUUAUUAUCCUCAUUAAUUAAAAUGUCAUUAAUGUCAUUUUGUAUCUAUCAGCUA